UCGGCUGCGCGCGGCGAGUAGGAAGCCCUCGCCCAGCGGAGGCUGCGGGAGAGAGAGCGAUGGGCCACGGAGCUGGGCGCACGUUCCGCGGGGACACAUGCCACGCGUUUCCCAGCCGGACGCGCAAUUAGCAUCCGCCUCUGCAGCCAGCCGCCACCGCCUCCCGGCCCUCUCUGGCUGCCGUGGAGAGGAGCUCCAGCGGUUGCCUUGCUCCGGCUGCGCGCAUUGUCCUCAGGGUCCUCUGCCAGGGCUGCUGCGGGGUCCGGGACCCUCGCCCCAGAGACGCGUCUCCGCCACUGGUCGGCCCGGCGCGGGACUCCGCUAGCCGAUCGGUGAGCCCGAGCUCCCGGGCCACUCUCGCCGGGGUUUUUCCUGCGGAACGGAGGAAGAGGAGAAGUCCACCAGCCCAGCCCAGCCUUCCCUAGCGUGCAGCCCCGACGGGGCCGCAGCAGGCGCUACGAGGGCGCGGACGGAGCCAUGAGAGAGUACAAAGUGGUGGUGCUGGGCUCGGGCGGCGUGGGCAAGUCCGCGCUCACCGUGCAAUUUGUGACAGGUUCCUUCAUCGAGAAGUACGACCCGACCAUCGAGGACUUCUACCGCAAGGAGAUUGAGGUGGAUUCGUCGCCGUCGGUGCUGGAGAUCCUGGACACGGCGGGCACCGAGCAGUUUGCAUCCAUGCGGGACCUGUACAUCAAGAAUGGCCAGGGUUUCAUCCUCGUCUACAGCUUGGUCAACCAGCAGAGCUUCCAGGACAUCAAGCCCAUGCGGGACCAGAUCAUCCGCGUGAAGCGGUACGAGCGCGUACCUAUGAUCCUGGUGGGCAACAAGGUGGACCUGGAGGGCGAGCGCGAGGUCUCAUACGGCGAGGGCAAGGCCCUGGCCGAGGAGUGGAGCUGCCCCUUCAUGGAGACAUCUGCCAAAAACAAAGCCUCAGUGGAUGAGCUGUUCGCAGAGAUCGUUCGGCAGAUGAACUACGCGGCACAGCCCAACGGCGACGAGGGCUGCUGCUCGGCCUGUGUGAUCCUGUGAGGCGCCGGCUGCAGGCGCUGGCCACGCUCUGUGCACAAAGCCAAACAUACCCCAUUCUCUUAAUGUGAUUGUCUUCUUGCUUUGAGAUUGGAGACGACUUUGUAUUGGCCGGGAUGUCCGAGGAACCUGGCUGACUUGCGUGGCCAGCAUCCCCAGCCUUGAGUGGGGGUUUGAGGGGGUGUCGGUUCCUGACGACCCAAGACCCUGAUGGAAAUGUGGCUCUUUACAGCGUGUACGUUCCUCAUUGAUUUCGGUUCAUGCAUAAUUUUCCCGUUUAAGUAGCCAUUAAGGCACAGUAUUGGCUGCUUGACACCGGCAAGCAAAAGUUUCAAGCCUGAAAAAAAAAUGGGGGUGGGGAGGUGGAGGAAGUGGAAGGGAAGAAGGAGGCAGUGGGGGAGGGUUCCCCCAAACAACUGUUCAUAGUUCCAAGUUCUAAAUACAAGGAAGGAGGCCUGAGAAAACCAUAUGAAGGAGCCAGAGGAGGGGAAGAAACUUGGUUUUUUUCCUUGUUUUCCAGGAUUAUUUGGAAAUUAAGAACAGGGGUUCCUUUUCUGCCAGCUUGGAAGGGCAACCCAGGGACUGAUUACGAUUCUGAGGAUGUCUAUGCAAAGUUGGGUUCUUGUUACAGUGUAUCCAAUCUGAAGUAUUGCACAUGUGAACUGGGACUGUUAACACUGAUGCCAAUACAGUGUGGGGUGCCAGGAAGUGUCUGCUGAUAUUUGUGGGAAAAAAAAAAUCUAUUUUGAUUACCUACUGUAUCAAAGGGGAGUCUGGGGGAGAAUGGUAGUAUUUUUUUUUAAUCAGCUGUGAAAAAAAAGUUAAAGAUCUGCAC
Molecule: messenger RNA, 1861 nt
Organism: Onychomys torridus (southern grasshopper mouse)
Lineage: Eukaryota; Metazoa; Chordata; Mammalia; Rodentia; Cricetidae
Gene: Rap2b
Product: RAP2B, member of RAS oncogene family
Exons: 1
Coding region: 478-1029 (183 amino acids)
Biological process (GO): negative regulation of cell migration; Rap protein signal transduction
Cellular component (GO): plasma membrane
Molecular function (GO): GTP binding; GDP binding; GTPase activity
Source: RefSeq, a predicted model, not a curated record